CUUCGUUUCACCCUUUUUCCUUUUAUUAAUAUUCAGAGUUGAAAUGGAUUUGAAGAACCUAUUCAACGUGAAUGGCAAGGUCGUCCUAGUGACAGGUGGCUCUCGUGGUAUUGGCGAAAUGAUUGCAACGGGCUUUGUCAGCGGUGGUGCCAAAGUGUACAUUACCAGCCGAUCGGCCGACGCUUGUGACAAGGUCGCUAAAGAACUGAAUGCACGUGGUCCCGGUCAAUGUGUUCCCAUUCCAGCCGACUUGCAGAGCGUUGACGAAAUCAAGCGUUUGGUAGCCGAGAUCAGCAAGCAGGACUCCCACUUGGAUGUGCUUGUCAACAAUGCCGGUGCCAACUGGAACGGCAGUUUCCAUGACUACCCUGACGAAGCCUUUGACAAGGUUAUCAGCUUGAACUUGAAGCGUAUCUUUACCUUGUCGCAAGCCUGCUUGCCCUUGUUGUCAGCCAAGGCGUCUAACGCAAACCCCUCCUCGGUCAUCAACAUUGGCUCGAUCGAUGGUAUCCGUGUUCCCCCUCAGGACACCUAUGCCUACUCUGCCUCCAAGGCCGGCUUGCAUCAUUUAACCCGCCAUAUGGCCGGCAAGUUGGGUGGCGACGGUAUUCUGGUUAAUGCUAUUGCCCCCGGUGCUUUCCAGUCCAAGAUGAUGAAGGCCACUUUGGAUGCUUUUGGAGAUAUCAUCAAGUCUAAGAUCCCCGUCCGUCGCAUUGGUUCGCCUGAGGAUAUUGCUGGCACAUGUAUCUACUUGGCUUCUCGUGCUGGUCAAUAUACCAAUGGUGCUGUCAUCACUGUUGACGGUGGUGCUGCUGUCUCCGCCAACCUUUAAAUCGGCUGCAACCUUGUUUUUGUAAUUGUAUAAUCCAACUACCGUUUUUUCUUUUGAUUACCCUCAUUUUGCCUCCUCCAAUCAUCACUGGAAGAAUAAAAUAAAAUAAAAAAGACAUAUUUUAUGUAUCGUGAAAAUAUCUCUAUUCAUAAUUAUGAAC
This is a messenger RNA of Zychaea mexicana, 992 nucleotides long. RefSeq lists its product as uncharacterized. Bases 44 to 832 code for a protein of 262 amino acids. The record is from RefSeq and is a predicted model, not a curated record. The transcript is spliced from 5 exons. NCBI's taxonomy places the organism in Eukaryota, Fungi, Mucoromycota, Mucoromycetes, Mucorales, Lichtheimiaceae. Gene Ontology annotation, molecular function: oxidoreductase activity.